AUGGCUUCCUGGACAGAGGGCAAGAAGGUUGCUGAGAAGCAUUCAACCCGGCAGCGGGAAAGCAGGUCCCUCAAUGGAGCCAGAGAGCUACCCAAGCGAAGGAAAGCGAUUCUCAGGCCACGGGAGUCUGUCGAGGCAUCAGAAGAAGAGCAGACGCACCGAGAGGUGAGACCCCGUGCCAACAGCACCCACAUACAGAUCGAGGAUGACGAGGAAGACCUUGACGAGGAUGUGAGCGGCAACUCGGAAGGCCAAAAUGAAGGCCUGGUGUCGGAGGAUGCUGAGGAGGAAAGCGAGGAUGAGGUGCAGGAAGCUCCAGAACAAGGAAAUGCUGUGGCAAAUGGAGAUCAGGAAGUGGAGGAGUCGGAGGCUGAAGAGGAGGAAGACGAGGAUGAGGAAGAAGAGGAAGAAACCAGGGCAAAGUCGGCUCGAAGAAAGCCAAAGGAGCAGCCAGCUGAGAUAAAGACCCGCAAACCUGAUGCUAAAGCAGUCUGGGGCGCGGGCGCCGCGCCAGAAGCUUCAGCACGCCUAUCAGCAGGUGCAUUGCGGGAGCUGGCGGAGCAAAAGAUCAAGUCGCUCAAGGCCAUGGAGCCGCAGGUCUCAUCUGCUUCCUCUUCAAAGUCCAGUCCUCAAGCUGCUGAGAAGGCCUUGGCCUUGUCUUUAUCAGUGGAUUCGAGCCAAGGUCUGAGCGCGGAGAAGAUCUCUCCUGAGCUGCAGGAAGAGCAGCGGAUCAAGGUUUCUGCCAAAAUUGGAUGCCCAAAGCUGACGCUGCAGUGGCAAGUUAGCCUUGCCCGUCGGAACCGACUCGGGCCGCCGUUUGAAGCACCGUCAUUUGGUACCGUGGUGCGGAAUGUGCGGAUAGCGCCGCAGGCUCACAUGGCUCGCAUUCAAGAGGGAGACGGCUCCUCCAGAGGACGGGCCAGGUCUGCAGGCACUGCAGGCCACGGCUGGACCAAAGCGAUUGCCUCAGAUUUUGCAGCCAACUUGCAGCGCUUCGCAUCAGACACCGAGGCGCCCGGUGAGGCCAGCGAGGCCCACUUGGCCUCCACCUCCCCGGACGGUGCCAGGGCCGCCACCGGCUUGGCGGGUUUCCCAGUGCGAGACGGUAGUGAUGAUGCCUCCGCCCAGGACCAGGACGAGAUGGGAAUCUACGGGCUAGACACAUGGUCCCGACAUGCAGCCACUGAGCCGAAGGCAAAGCGUUCCAGGGGAAGCCAGGAUCGCAUGGAUGCUGUUCAGCAGCGCUGCGCGACUGUGGCCCAAGCCAUCGGCAAGGCGCAAAUGCCUCAGGCUUGCAGAGCAAUGCUUGAAGCAGCAGUGCCCUUGGCCCUUGGUGUUUCACCGGCAGAUCGAGACAAGCGCCAGGUGGCAUUUGCUCGCUUCAUCGGGGAGGUCCUCAAAGACACCGAAGCACUGCUGCUUGAACGGCUUUUGCAAGAGAAGCGUGCUGCAAAGGAAGAGGUGCUGGCAGCUGCCACCUGCGCGCAGAAAGCAGCGAAAGCUGUGCGGGACAUUCUCACCCAAGUGGAGCGCUGCGAGGAGCAGCUUGCUGUGCACCUCUCGGCGGAAGAGGCAGCGAAGCUUGCUCACGGCUGCGCAGAGGUAGAAGCCAAUGAGGCUGAGGCGGCGCGAAGUGCAGCAGAGGUGCAGCGACUCGAGCGGCAAAUGGAACAGGAUCUCUCCAGGACGGCUUGCUCCGUCCUCCGUGCGGAGAACAAGGAGCUGCAGCUAACCGCAGAUCAGCUGUCCAAGCUUCAGAAAGUCUGCAACAAGCUCAAUUUGGAGGACUCACUACUGUGCACUUUGCCACUCGUGUUGCAAAAGCCUGUGGAGGGCAGGUCUCCGCUGGAGGAGGCAGCAUCGCAGCUCAUUACCAAAGCGCUCGAGGAUUACGUGGAAGCCACCAGCAAGGAGCUGACCUGCGACACUCUGACGAGUGCAGAGGAAGCUUUGACUGAGCGAGCCAAGGCAGCGCAAGCGGACCUCAAUGCUUCUUGUGCUUCACUGGCGGAAGCUCGUGAGAAUGUGCUGGCAUCUCAGGCAGCCGCAAGCUCGUCCAGUGCCAGCCUGCGCCAAGCCCGUGUGGAGGAGACAAAAGCCUUGGCACACUUCCAAGAUACGAGCUCUGCAGGAGCUGAAACGUCAAAUCUUCUACAGCAGCUGCGCAAAGCUGCUCUAGCAGCAUACUCCAACCUUGGUGGCCCCGCCACGCAGAACAAGGGGGUCGACGCUUUGGAGCAGCAAUUGUUGCAGUUCGAGGAGUCCUGCCGGUCUGAGAUCGAGAAGCGAAAGGAGAGUGAAGAUGAGCCGGCAACGCUCACGGAGUCGGGUGCGAAGGAGAGGGAAGAUGAGCCGGCAACGCUCACGGAAACGCCCAAGUCUGCGGCCGGAGCGGCAGUGGGCGAGGGCUGA
Messenger RNA from Symbiodinium pilosum, 2412 nucleotides. The record is from the annotation of a GenBank genome assembly. Lineage: Eukaryota; Dinophyceae; Suessiales; Symbiodiniaceae.